GAUCCGUCGGUGACACAAGUAACACAGAAUGCUCCUCCAGGGUUGGAAGAGUACAACCCCUUCACAGAUGCCAAGCCGGUGAGUAAAGUGUAGUGUAGUAGUAUUUGAAAUGUGCAUAUACAGUAUAUAUGAUAUUCUAAAACCUCACAUGCGACUCGUAAUAACACUAAGUAAUUAGCCGAUUCAAAUGUUUAUCUGUCUCCAUGUGGUCCUCUGUAGCUCAGCUGGUAGAGCACGGCGCUUGUAACGCCAAGGUAGUGGGUUCGAUCCCCGGGACCACCCAUACACAAAAAUGUAUGCACGCAUGACUGUAAGUCGCUUUGGAUAAAAGCGUCUGCUAAAUGGCAUAUUAUUAUUAUUAUUAUUAUUAUUAUAAAGAUGAUUUAGCAAUAUGCAAGUACACUAUAGUUGAUUUACAGUAAUAGGCAAUCAAGAAAUGUCUGAUACUAGAAUUCUAAAUAAAGUGUAUUUAAUUAUUUUGUAAAAAAUUCACAGCAUAAAUACAAGGCAUGAAGCUUAAGUUGCAAAGCAUUACAAGGCAUUAUUCUAAGCAUGAUCAGAGAGAGAAAGGGAGAGACGAAGAAACCAUGGCUUGUGCCAUUGCCCAUAGCUCAUGGAAGAGAGAGUGUAGGGAUCUCACCACAGCAAGAGGAACACAUCAUAUAAAUCUCUUUUUGUAAGCAUCUGAGUUGUUUGGAUUCAAAAUCUGAGUUGUUGACCAAUAGAAUUACUGUAAAGUUAACCUCCAAUCAGAUAGCAGACCUACAGGAUGUAACCUCAGCUUCUCAGAAGUGAGACAAUGGAGGUAGGCAAGAUCAACACAGAGAAUGAUGAAUUCCUAAGACAACACAGAGGAAAUUCUUGCAUACAGUUGAUAAGUCACUUCGAAGGCUGCCCUGCAAGCGCACUGCACAGUGUGAGAGGCCAUGUGUUGAGGAGAGGUGGCGGGUAGAUGGGAGACACCGACGCCAUUGAUGAGAUAAAAACAGAAGGACGUAGCUCCAGAUUAUAAGUGUUCAUUAUGUUAUUACAUUCAGCUUCUGUUCAUGAAGAAUGGUUGAAGAUGCUGAUUCCAGAAGGUGUCUGCUUCACAAUUGACACCUUAUUCUCCCUUUAGUACACUACGUUGUUUUGACCCAAGCUACAUAUGUUUCUUGUCAAAAGUAGUGCACUACAUGAGGAAUAGGGUAUGGUUUGAGCCAUAACCAGUGUGGGAUUGUUAAAAGAUGUAGCUAUUUUCUCCCAGGUCCACGCUGGCACAGCGCCGAAGGUACCGGCCCCCACCACCACCAACACACAACCAGCCAUCAUGAAGCCUACUGAAGAACCGCCUGCAUACUCACAGCCUCAACAGACACAGGUACCCCCCACACACACACCUCACAUCCUGUUCUACCCUUUUACGCCAUGCUAUUCCACCCCUCUGAAGAAAAGAGGGCUCAAUGUAGCGUUGCAUUUCCAUAGAAACACCAUGCAUGCCCCCCACCCCCCCACUCACACACACACACACAUUACACAUGCGCACACACCGUGCUCUGGUGGGUUUGGCAGCAGGCUCUCCCACAGAGCGUGGCGUGUUCUAAUUAAAAGCUGUUUGUGACAGAGUGUGGAGAUGCUUCUAAGCCUCAGAGACACUACAUAAACAUCAAUGUGGGCUCCACACCUCGCUGUCUAAGGGAGAAGUGUGACUUUGUGUUUGCACCUGAAAAGAGAGUGAGAGAGAGACACCAGCAGACAGAUAAGACAGGAACAAUAUUCCUUAUUCUACUACCUUUUUUUUCUACCUCUACUGACACAUUUACCUGUUUUUUUAAAUGUUUGGGCAUACACACACAGAGAUGAUAUCAGAAUGCUGCAACCUAGAUCAGAUGUACAGCUUAAGACAACGUCGUCACGAAUCUGGGACCAGCGCCGUUGCUAACUACUGGUGCCGUUACUAACUACCAGCACCAUUGCGAACUAGCAUAGUCCCAUUGUUGCAAAGAGUUAUGGGAUAUUAGAAUCCCGUUGUCUUGACCUUUGUCAUCUACAACCUAGGCUGCAACCAGGAAGUUGGCAAUAAGGCAUGUGACUAGUAUCCUGUCCCUUGUCCUGUUGAAAUAUCUUCCUACCUUUAAAGAUGCAUUGGGCAGCAUUUUGUCAGUAGUUUGGCUAGUGCCUAGUAGCAAUAGCUAGUGACGUCAAAUGCAACCAUUGCUUCACCUGCAGCUGUUGCAUGCUAGAGAUUGGGCGCGCGCACACACACACACACAUACACACACACAACCAGCAAUGCCUGCCUAGCGAUUAGCAUUUAGUCAAAUUAAAACCAGAACGUUAAUUAUUCUGACUCGCAUGGAGAGAAAGGAGGUGGAGAUGACUUCUGGGACUGUGCUGUGUGCUGACAGUAGUCUGCCAAACACAUGCACACACACACACACACACACACACACACAUUACUAAAACAAAAAGUCAGCUGCCUCAAUGUCAGUUUCAAGUUGACUUGAAGUUCACGGUUUGUCAGAGGUCAAAUCAGACUUGUCAGCCAUAUGGAGCCUGAUCUAGUCUGGAUAACAUCUAGAACAUCUCUGUACUGUAUAUCUCUUUUGUGUGUUUAGUAUAGUGUUAGUGCGCACUGUUUGAUGUGUGUGUGUGUGUGUGUGUGUGUGUGUGUGUAGGAGCAGGCGUGGGCGGCUACAGAGCUGCUGAGGAGACAGGAGGAGCUGGAGAGGAAGGCAGCGGAGCUAGACCGCCGGGAGAGAGAGAUGCAGUCGCUCAGCACAUCAGGAGGUUGGCACCAACCUUCACACAACAUUCAACCAAUGGUCUUGCAUUCGAACUACGUUACACUUUGUCAGACCCAAACCUUCACACAACAUUUUGCAGAAUCAUUCAAGCAUUGCUCUCUUCUCUCUGUCCCAGGUAGGAAAAACAACUGGCCUCCUCUCCCAGAGAAGUUCCCCGUGGGCCCAUGUUUCUACCAUGACAUCACAGUGGAUAUCCCUGUAGAGUUCCAGAAGACUGUCAAGAUCAUGUACUACAUCUGGAUGUGUGAGUUACCUCUGCCCUCUUGUCAAGUCAUCUGCCCCCCUCAGUGCUUGUAACGUCAGAAAACAGACACUACUAUGGCAAAUGUACACUUUAGAAUUGUUCUUUCAAUAUGACUGAACCUUUGCCUCAGUUUUGUCGCUAGCUUCGAAGAAAUCUGAUCUCCAGAAGUCUCUUUCUUUACUUGACAGCCAGUCUGUUAAAUAUGAAAAGGCCAUUGAGAGGGAUUAUGAAGGACAUUUAUUAGAUAUGAGCCAAUAGCACAGCGUGGAAUUCCACCGCCACAUGGGUAGGUCAUGUGGUUGGUUAUGUGACCGGGUCAGGUGACUGGGGGGGAGACAUUGGGAGUUCCAACCUGUCUUGAGGCCCUACCCUCCCUCUCUUAUCUCUCACUCUUCCUCGCGCUACCCUCUUCCUCGCCCUCACUCCCUCUCUUAUCUCUCUCUCUCGCUCUCUCUCUCUCUCUCUCUCCUCUACCUACACGUUAUGUAUUCUCUCUCUCACCCAGAGUGUGAGAGUAGUGUUAGAUUCCUCAGUAUGGUGCAGAAUCCUGCCACUGUAGCUAUAUGACUAUACCAUGCCAAUGUGACUGUACACUACAACACACCAGACUCUAUACAAUGCCCAGAGCCAUGCCAUUAUUGUAGCCCCAAGGUAGAGUUCUGCUCAUUGUGAAUUAUUUAAUUGACCGUGUGUGCGCACCACCAGGCUCCUUAGUGUGUUAAAUUAUUAAGCAGCCAUCUUUCCUUGUCCUCCUCCUAUUCCUAACAUCCUGUUCUUCAUUAGCAUGACUUGGCAGGACACUGAAGUAGCCUAUUAGGGCCUCUAUCAAAAAGGAUCUUUCAGAUAGAAAUGUAAUGUGAUGCGGCAUAGGACCUAUAUCAAGUACUCUCUCUUUCACAUAGAAAUGUAACUUAAAGAGCUGAUACACAUCUCUAUUCUACACAACUGCCAUUUCUGUCUGCUCUAUAUGUUACAUUUCUAUAUACAACAUUUUUAUUUAAACUAAUCAGUGGUAUUGUUUGUCAUUCCCCUCAAGUCCACACAGGGACGCUGUUUGCCAACAUGUUUGGCUGUCUGGCCUGGUUCUGUGUGGAUGCGUCCAGGGGAGUGGACUUUGGUCUGGCCAUGCUCUGGUUCAUGAUCUUCACCCCCUGCUCCUUCGUCUGCUGGUACAGACCCCUCUAUGGAGCUUUCAGGUGGGUGUACAAACAAGCACACAAACGGAGUCACACAGACAUACACACUCACAGAGGCCGUUCAUUAAACAGCAAUCUCUUUCUCUCUCUCCAGGAGUGACAGCUCGUUCCGUUUCUUCGUCUUCUUCUUCGUCUACAUCUGUCAGUUUGGUGUCCACGUGAUGCAGUCCAUCGGCAUCUCCGGCUGGGGCGCCAGGUGAGGACAGUCACUGUCACAGACAUUAACAGGAAGUGACAUGGACACACGGUUCUUUGACAUCACUCGGAAUAGAUGUUAUUCACCUUGAUAUGGAUAGAGAUUCAGUACCUAAUAUCCUCUCUCUGGUUGUCCUUCUCUAUCUCCUACAGUGGGUGGAUCUCAGCUCUGACUGGUCUGAAUAAGAGCAUCCCUGUUGGCAUCAUCAUGAUCCUCAUCGCUGCUCUCUUCACCGCCCUGGCUGCCAUGUCCCUCAUCAUGUUCAAAAAGGUACCCUACACACAAUCCCUCAUCAUAAUCAUGAAGCUGUGAAUGAGCCUCAGCCUUUCACCAUGUUUGAGAAGAUUAGAUUCAAAGGAAUCAUAACAUCCACACAUUCUUUGAGAUGAUGAACACUUGGGGUAUUUAUAGACAUCAUUUAAAUAAUUACCUCCCCUCCUCCCUCUCCCCCCUCCCCUCCUCUUCUCCGCCCCUUUUCUCCUCUAUCCCUCCCUCUCCCCUCCUCCCCCUCUCAUCCCUUCAGGUCCAUGGCAUGUACCGUACCACGGGGGCCAGCUUUGAGAAGGCUCAGGCAGAGUUCGCCACGGGCGUCAUGGCCAACAAGACGGUCCAGACUGCCGCCGCUACCGCAGCCUCCAACGCCGCCAGCGGAGCCUUCAAGCAACAGAUCUGA
Coregonus sp. 'balchen' is the source of this 5095-nucleotide messenger RNA. The record is from the annotation of a GenBank genome assembly. Lineage: Eukaryota; Metazoa; Chordata; Actinopteri; Salmoniformes; Salmonidae.